AUGUCAAAACCGGAGAAGCCAGAGCAAAUAUCUUUCCCGCCAUCGCAGGUCGAAAGAGUCGGUGUCAAGGUUCCGCCAUUUUGGCCUGAAAAGGCUCAGCUAUGGUUUGCUCAACUUGAGGGACAAUUUACGCAAUACGCAGCCGAGGUUGAAGACAUUAUUUUGAAACCACCAACAGAGAAUAAGUAUGAAACACUGAAAUGUACUCUCAUCAAGAGAGUAUCGAUGUCAGAAGAUCGCAAGUUAGAACAGUUACUGGACAGAGAAGAAAUCGGCGACAGACGACCAUCGCAGUUUUUGCGUCAUUUGCGCGCACUAGGCGGGUCAAAAGUCGACGAUAGUAUUCUCAAGAUAUUGUGGAUCAGGCGGCUACCAGAAAAUAUUCAAGCCAUCAUAUCAGCACACGACAAUCUCGAGUUGGAUAAAAUAGCAGACAUGGCGGAUAAAAUCGCCGAUAUAUCGUUGCAGCAUCAAAUCCAAGCGGUUAGUAAACAAGUUCCAUCCACGUCUAAAGAAAUAAAUCAUACCAUUUCAGAACAAAUUUUGGAGCUUCAAAACCAGAACGCUACAUUAAAUUCGAAGAUUGACUUGUUAGCUAAGCAAGUUGAAGCCCUCACCCAAGCCAAGUACCGAACCUUACCAUCGAGGUCGAAGGUCGUGCAUCCAUCUCCACGUGGCUAUUGCCAGUACCACUCAAGAUUUGGAGCUAAAGCACGGAAGUGUAAUGAACCUUGUUCAUUUAAAUCUUUAAACUUAAACGACAGUCAAUGA
Ctenocephalides felis (cat flea) is the source of this 771-nucleotide messenger RNA. RefSeq lists its product as uncharacterized. Bases 1 to 771 code for a protein of 256 amino acids. The record is from RefSeq and is a predicted model, not a curated record. NCBI's taxonomy places the organism in Eukaryota, Metazoa, Arthropoda, Insecta, Siphonaptera, Pulicidae. The transcript has 2 exons.